AUGGAAACUCUAAGUAACCUCACUGUACUGAGCGUACAGAGUAAUCGCCUUACAAAGAUUGAAGGCCUAAAGAGUCUUGUGCAUCUGCGUGAGCUCUACCUAAGUGACAAUGGCAUCCAAGUUUUGGAGGGUGUGGAGAACAAUAAAAAGCUCACUACUUUGGAUGUUGCUUCUAAUAGAAUAAAGAAAAUUGAAAAUAUCAGGCAUUUGACAGAACUCCAGGAAUUCUGGAUGAAUGACAACUUGGUGGAUAAUUGGGCAGACUUAGAUAAUCUCCAAACACGAAAAGGUUUCUUCACAGUGAGAGCCGUGAAAAUGUGGAAUAGACUCCCUCAAGAGUUGGUUCUGGCCAACUCAGUGGAUUGCUUCAAAAAAGGCCUGGAUUGUUUCUUAGAUACACAGAAUAUAACUGGAUACUAA
Staurois parvus is the source of this 420-nucleotide messenger RNA. NCBI's taxonomy places the organism in Eukaryota, Metazoa, Chordata, Amphibia, Anura, Ranidae. The record is from the annotation of a GenBank genome assembly.